AUGUCCAGCGAACAAAACCCCGGACUCUUCGGCAACCUAGGCGACACCGUGGGCAAGACAGUGGGCGGCGUAUCAAACACAGUGGGCAGCACAGUCGGCGGUCUCGGCUCAACGGUGGGUAACGCAACAACGGGCCUCGGACAGACCGUCUCAGGCGCAACACAGGGUGUUGGGAAUACGGCGAGGAGCGCUGGAGAGGGCGUGAAGAGUGGUGUCUCUAGUCUUGGGGGGCAGAGGCAGACUGGGGAUAACCCGCCUGGGUUGAAUAGAUAG
Molecule: messenger RNA, 273 nt
Organism: Penicillium egyptiacum
Lineage: Eukaryota; Fungi; Ascomycota; Eurotiomycetes; Eurotiales; Aspergillaceae
Source: the annotation of a GenBank genome assembly